Nannospalax galili (Upper Galilee mountains blind mole rat) is the source of this 7434-nucleotide messenger RNA. RefSeq names its product sorting nexin family member 30 (gene Snx30). Lineage: Eukaryota; Metazoa; Chordata; Mammalia; Rodentia; Spalacidae. Bases 253 to 1455 code for a protein of 400 amino acids. Gene Ontology annotation, molecular function: protein binding; phosphatidylinositol binding. The record is from RefSeq and is a predicted model, not a curated record. Gene Ontology annotation, cellular component: cytoplasm. The transcript has 9 exons.
CGGGGCCUCGAGCGGUGGGUGGGCGGCGUGGCGCUGCGGGCUGGGCGCUGGGGCCAAGGUACCGGGUAAGGCGGCGGGUUCUCGUGCGGAGCAGCGGCUGGGGAAAGCCCAGCGUCGCACGCAGGAGGAGGACCGGGAGGCGGUGGUUCCCGCCCGGCUGUACAGGGCCUCGGACUGAGCGGCGGCGGAGCGGGGCCUGGUCCGCGGCCGGGUGCGGGAGAACGCGGCGGCGCGUCCCUAGCGCUGCGCGCCAUGGCGGGCGGACCCCCUAAGGCCCUGCCGUCCACCGGGCCUCAUUCCCUGCGCGACAUGCCGCACCCGCUGGCCGGCUCAAGCAGCGAGGAGGCCGUGGGCGGCGACAGUACGCCCAGCCCGGACCUGCUGAUGGCCCGCAGCUUCGGUGACAAGGAUCUCAUUUUGCCCAAUGGUGGUACUCCAGCAGGCACUUCGAGUCCAGCUUCUUCAUCUUCGCUUCUGAAUAGACUUCAGCUUGACGAUGACAUUGAUGGUGAAACCAGAGAUCUUUUUGUCACGGUAGAUGAUCCCAAGAAACACGUCUGUACAAUGGAAACCUACAUCACGUAUAGGGUUACCACCAAGCCACUUCCUGAGAAGUUUGUAGUGAAAGGUGUCGUGGAUCGUUUUUCAGAAGAGUUUGUGGAGACCAGAAGAAAAGCUUUGGAUAAAUUCCUAAAGAGAAUUACAGAUCAUCCUGUGCUGUCUUUCAAUGAACACUUUAAUGUCUUUCUUACUGCUAAGGACCUGAAUGCCUAUAAGAAGCAGGGGAUAGCGUUGCUGACCAGAGUGGGCGAGUCAGUCAAGCAUGUCACCGGAGGCUACAAGCUGAGGAGUCGGCCUCUGGAGUUUGCAGCCAUAGGUGAAUACUUAGACACUUUUGCACUCAAACUGGGAACCAUUGAUCGUAUAGCCCAGCGGAUCAUCAAAGAAGAAAUAGAGUACCUUGUAGAACUGAGAGAGUAUGGGCCUGUGUACUCCACAUGGAGCGCCUUAGAAGGUGAGCUGGCUGAGCCCCUGGAGGGGGUGUCAGCUUGCAUCGGGAACUGCUCUACAGCCUUGGAAGAACUGACAGACGACAUGACAGAAGAUUUUCUACCUGUGCUUAGGGAAUACAUUUUAUAUUCUGACUCCAUGAAGAGUGUAUUGAAGAAGAGGGACCAAGUUCAAGCAGAGUACGAAGCCAAACUGGAAGCCGUGGCUCUGCGAAAGGAAGAUCGUCCCAAGGUACCGGCAGAUGUGGAGAAGUGUCAGGAUCGGAUGGAGUGCUUCAAUGCUGACCUGAAGGCCGACAUGGAGAGGUGGCAGAACAACAAACGGCAGGACUUCCGGCAGCUGCUCAUGGGGUUGGCUGACAAGAACAUCCAGUAUUAUGAGAAGUGCCUCAUGGCGUGGGAGUCAAUUAUUCCGCUGCUGCAAGAGAAGCAGGAGCCUAAGUAGAUUUCUACUUGGAACAGAGACUCUUCAACCUACCUACACGGGGCAUGGCUCCCUGAACUAGAGUGUCCCUGCGGUACAGAAAGGGUGGGAAAACAGCACAGCAACACCUCACCUUUGUGUACUUCUCCUGCCCCUUCUCCCCUCAGUUGUUUUCAAUUAGUAUUUAUUCUUUGGUGGCAUUUGUGAGGCUAUAAUCAUCUCAGCAGAAGAAGCAUACCUCCAUUCUGUGAAGGAACCUUCUAAAUGGAACACUACAAAGACUUGAAACUGAGGGACAGGACAACGCCCCGCUGACAUUGUGCCAUCACUUUGGGGACAGCCAAGUUGCCUGUUGUGGGACAGAACUCAGGUCCCACUUUUCAAGACCACGCGGAGGCAUGAAGAAGGCAGCUGUGGCUUGUUGUGGAGACCUUGCGGCUCUGCGCUUGACCCCUGUGGGCAUUGACCUGUUCUAGCCUAGAAGGAGGUGUGGGCAGCUCCCUAAAAUGUCCUUAAUUUAAGUGGCCUGUGACUGUGAGUGUGGCCUGCUGCCUGCUUGUGAUGAGUGGUGUAUGUUUUCUUGUUUCUGGUCCACUUGGGGCCACUUAAGUCAGCGUCUAUACGCAUUGUGCUUGAGUGAGCAAGCUGGCGUCCUUGUCUUUCCGUGAUGCCUCAGGAAGCUGAGGGGACCACUCCCAGAUCUUGUUUCUGACAUCAGAAUGCAAUAGACAAGAAGCUUUUUUGUGUAAACUGAAAAAAGGUGCAUUUUUCUCUGUGAAGGUCUUAGUGUGUUUGUUUUGCUUGUUAAUUGGCAUUAGACCUAUUAGGAAUAGCUGUUGUUUCGUAGUCAGAGUAGCUCCCCUGUGGUUGAGAUUGGUGGGUUUGUACCAAUCCCCAGUUCUGGUGUCUGCUUUGUGCAAUUUGCCUUUACCUCACAAAAAUACCCAGUUUGAUACUUCCUACUGAGUCCACUGAAUGCUUGGGAAACCUUGCAGUGCAAGGGCUGGUAUGUCUCAUUAUUAUGACCGUGAAAAUUUGUAAACUCAAUGUGAAUGUUCUACUACAUAAGUGCUUUAACCCUCAAAAUUUUUUGGUCAAGAAGAAAAGUCCCUGCAGGGGCCUCAGAGAUGAGAAUAGCAGCAGCAGGCUCUUUGCUGUUUUUUGUUUGCUCUGGGUGUGUGGAAAUAUCCAUGUGCAGCCAAAAUCCUGGGGACUAUUUAUUGGCUGUGUUUAAGGUCUUCAUUUCAAACUAUUAGAAGGCUGACUUUUCAAAUUGCCAUGAAACCACCAGUUAAAAAGGAUCCCUUCUAGCUUACUGUUCUUCCUGACAAGAAGCUACGUAGUUGUGUUCUUUCAUCUGUAGCUCUUUCACAAAUCUGAGCCUGAAAUAAAUGGUAGAAGUCUUUUGUUUGUUUUCAAGAUGAAGCAGUCCAGGCACGACUCAUAUGCAGGCAAACCUGCAAAUUUCACUCAGCCCACAGCAUGCUGAAGUCACCGCAUCAUUCCAUUCCAGGGCAGCUGCAGCUGAGACAUGGUGGGGUAGCAACUGGACAUCAUGCAACAAUUUGGGUUUUUCAUCACAUUUGACAAGGUUGUAGUUGAUGAUAAUUCCUGUAUCCAUCAGUACUUGCCUGUACUGCUACACCCCCCAUCUUUGCCAUCCUAAAACCCUUUGAUGUAAGGCUGGGCAUAAUGGUGCAUGCCUUUAAUCCCAGCGCUCAGGAGGCAGAGACAGAUCUCUGAGUUCAAGGCCAGCCUGGUCUACAUAGUUCCAGGCCAGCUGGGGCUACAGAGAGACCUUAUCUCAAAAAAAAAAAAAUCCUUUUGAUGUGAAUUUUGUUUGGUACAAGUAGAAACAACUCACUGAAGCAGAAGGGCAAGAACAGUCCGUGCUCUCCAGCUCUAGUGACUCAGGGUCUCAUUCUACCUCCAACCUGUUGGGUUAGUGUGGGUGUAGGUGUCCGGAGCCAACCUGAGCAUGUAAGUAGAGUUGGGUGUGUAUCUAGUCACCAACAGGCCUCAAUUGAUGUCAGAAGACAUUAGGCUGGUCCAGAAGUGAAUGUUCAUUUUUGGAACACAUGAAGCUUUGGACCAGUGCCCAGUGUAAUGAUGCUUGGGAAGGUGGGAUUUGAUGACCAGCUAAGUUGCUGAGGCCCAGAGGCAUUCCUGUGUACUGGUUAGCUAGGAAAUAAGGCAGCCCUUCAAAAACAGCAGCAGGCUGCUCUCUAGGAGAUAUAGGGAAGGAACAGUCCACACUCAUUCCCUCAUCACAAGAGGAAGAACACUGGCUCUGAAGGAAUCUUAAGAUUUUUGUCUUGCUCUAUUUAUUUAGUCUACAAAUGAGGUCUCUGAGCUUUGAGAUUCCAGAAAACUGGAAAAAUACAGACUCUCUUUCCUCUGGGAAUGAUGUGGCAGGGCCAGGAAAACCCAUGUACAUUACCGACUUCCUUGGAGAAAUGGCCCUUCCCGAGAAGACACUUUUGUUCCUGUCCUCAGGAUGACAUCUAAUGAGCCGAGGAAGCUGGUUCAGGGGGAAAGAAGGGGCCAUUAGGCAGUGAAGGAGACUCUCCAGCCCUCCACAUUCCCAUGGUCCCUUCAUUCCCAUGAAGCUCAGCAUUCCCAGGCACUUGCCUCUUAGCUAAGCACAAAAGAGAUUCCCUACAGGAAGCAUAACUCAGAGACUGCAGUGCCAAAGAUGCUCAGAGAGGCUUUCUCACCUCCUGGAGCCCACAGUCUCUGUCCUCAAAUCGUGCACCCCUCUCAUUUUCCAUGAGACUCUGGCUUGAGGUUUCACUGUUCCUCUGACAGAGGGACACAGAUCAGUUUGAGGCUUGAGCACAUGGCAGUGAAAUGGAAAGUUGGCCCUAGCAAAUGCUCAGGUUUUGAGAAUGAAAAGGUUCUUUCACUGACUUAGAGAUCCAAGUGAAGGCAGUAAAGAGAAUUCUUAGAAACUGAGGAGAUUUGAGAAAUGUGAUAUUUAAGAGAGUUGUGGUUUGUAGCAGGAUUGGACACUGUUCAUGUUGGGGAUUUGUGAGAAGACUCUGGGCUGCUCUUCUCAAAGUAAGCAGUAGCUCCAAAGUGAGGAGGGAGUGUACUACUCAGCCCUGUGAAGGGUUGGAUUUUAUCCUUUCACAAGACUUAAUUGCUGGUCAGUGGUUAGGGAGGCAUGGUACUUCACCAAGCUGGUCCUGAACUUACCAGACAUCUUUCCAUAGCCACAAUAACAAAACCCAUGACUGGGAAUGGAAAUGGAAUGUAAGAUAAGUCUGUUUUUCCUGCCAAAUUUGAGCUCCAUGGAGUAUGCUAUAGAUGUUGGAUGGAACAUGUUUCCCCAGUUGCCAUGUAGCGUGAGGAAUCUAUAUAUUCAUGCUUAUUGUAGCUGCCUUUACUGAGAACUUGACCAGAAGCUCUGCUUUAGAAGUGGGCAUGAUGGUAGUCUCAAGUAAAGUUUCUCUCUUCUUAGGACCACAACCUAAGGAACACUCUGAUUGUGUGUUUUGAUCCUGUCUCAUAGCAUUGAAACCCUAGGUAGCUGCUUCUGUUUUGAUGAGGUUAUUUGGACUACGGGAGAGUCAUUCUCCACUAUGCUGAGCUGGUUGGGCUGACUAGAGCAAGUUCAAGAGCAACCUCAGAGGCUGGGUUGGCCUCGCUGGUUUGGUCUUGGGGUAGGCUGGAACUAGGCUCUUCUCUGGUUAGAUCAAGCCAUUGGCUACCCUGAAGGGUGAUUCCUCCCAGAGGAUCAGCUGCCUGUGGCUGGGGUAGGGCGCACUCUUCUGGACCCUAUGUCUUCAUAUGCCUAUUAAUUAUAUAACCGAGUAACUUUGAUCAUCUUCAUUUACAAGAUGAUACUGGAAAUUUGGAGUUUUCAUUUUCAAAAGUCCUCAAGAUGGCAACAGAUCUGAUCCCCCUCUCACCGCUUGUUUUUCUCUACUCAGAUGCUGGUGACGCUUAGCAGUAUGUUUGAGGAAAAUGUCUUCUCCUUGGCCAAACACCUGGUCUGUUGGAGCUGCUCUCUGUCUUGUUUUAAAUUUAAUGAAUAAUCAGGAACUUAGUUUUACACCAACACACUCUAUAGGUUGCCACUGUUUCAUUUUAAAGAGGUCUGGUGUGCCCAUGGUUACACACAGCAGAGUGCAGGGGCUGUCUGUGUCCAGGAAGGUUGGGGUGAGGCCUCUGGUACAGCAGUGGACUGUUCUCUCUUAAUCGUGUCUGUUUGAAAUAUGUCCUGGGUACGACUGUCCAAACCCUUUAUGUGUGGCAGAAGAAUAUACUAUCAAAGUUUUUACUACUGCAGUUUGUAAAUAAGUGCUGUGAAAAGGUAACUUUUCAUAAACCAAUAAGUGAUGUCUCAUAUCGAUGUAUUUAGCACUUGAAAACCAACAAGUACAGAAUUUUUUAAAAAGUCACAGACUGUUAAAAGCCUAAUUAUAUUUCUUAAAUAUUUAUCAGUACCUACUAAUUGCCUUAACUCUUCAACUAGUGUUUUUAAAUUUUGAGUAAAAAGAGUUUUAGGUAUGUAAGCAGUUAUUCAGCUUAAGUUAUAGAAUUUUAACAUAUCAAUCAUCAGUCCUCUUAAAGUAACAAGCCAGGAGGCGAGGGCCAUGUAAGUAGAGUGGCCUUUUGGGAGGAGAGACUUAAAUAUUGCUAGUGCCAAAUGAUAUUUUAAUAAUGUAAGGAAACAAGGACCACAGUACCUUUUGUUUUCAAGCAUGAAAGGUUAUUUAGUGCCUUUCAGCAUACUUCUGAUUGUAGAGGGUACGACACUGACAAAUCAAAUAGGUACAAAGAACUUUCUAGGUUAUGGCAGUAUUAAAGGUUUACCCUGAGUCUGCAGAAAAGCCUUUUCAGAGUCUAUGUGGGGCCUCAGAGCACAUUUUGGAUGGAAAUUCUCUAAAGCUCGGAAUGCCUAAAAGCAAAACCUAUUCUGUCGACUCACACAAUUGAGUCCAUUUUAGCAAAGCUCAUUCUCACUGUUAAAGCUAGUGCUGAAAGUUGCAUAUGUGCCUCUCCCAGAAGUACCGCCCCAGCACUGGGUGAUUCUGGGAUCUCCACAGUCUAGGUCAGCAGCAGCCAACACCUGUGCACACUCCUUUUGGACAGGCUGGUUCACAGCCUUAGACCAACAUUCAAGUCAGCAGUGAUGCUGGCGAGAAGAAUGAAUGACUUUUUCCUAGACUGUAAGCCAAAAUGAGAAUCAGAAUAAGAAAGCAGUGGCUGUCAGCCAGGCCUUCAUCCAAGAACAAACCAGCAUCUUUUACCAGUCAGCACUGUCUACAUGGACACUGCCGAGGUUCGGUCCUGUCCCACAGAAUCCCUGUUCGUUGUCUGUGUGCCUGCUCCCUUCAUCUCUGUGAGUUAGGAAUGUGUGGCAAGAUGGCCUACUGCUGAGAGACUCUCAUGAAACAAACUGCCAGCAAACUUUCUAACUCAUAUUUUAACUGUUCAAGAAGGGAUUAAAAUUCUUACUUGGGGCAUGUCCAAAUUAUGGGCUGUUUCUUACUUUUUAGAAAUUGUUCUUUACGUUUAAAAUUUUUGAAGAGAAAGAUGCAGCCUUCUGAGGUAUUGACGGGUCUUCUGUGUGUGUGCUUUCUCUCUAUGCUGCAGUUAAGCCAAAACAAAAGCUGUGAAAAUAAAGUGCUUGAGAGGAUGUGUGUUGAUAUGAAAGUGAUUUAUUUACACAUCAAAGUCUGUCUCAUGAAACUACCAAAUGCUAAAAAGAGUGUCACCUCUUUUUCUUUGUUAUGGAAUCAGAGAUUAUAAAAAGGAAAAAAGAGUUGUUUUGUUGUAUUUUUGAUGCUGGCACGAGGUUUUUGUCCACUUUUGGUUUUGUGUAUCUAUGUAUAAAAAUUCUGUUUACUGUUUACUAUGAGAUUAGUAUUACAUUUUGAGGUAAACAAAGAAUUUGUAUUGCUUGAUAGACUAUUAGCUUGUAAAUUUUAAAAAUUUCUUUACCUCAAUUAACUUAAUGGACCAAUAAACCUAUAAAAGAUGCUUUCUUUA